This is a messenger RNA of Linepithema humile (Argentine ant), 1983 nucleotides long. It is a transcript of the gene stck, whose product is annotated as LIM zinc finger domain containing stck. NCBI's taxonomy places the organism in Eukaryota, Metazoa, Arthropoda, Insecta, Hymenoptera, Formicidae. The record is from RefSeq and is a predicted model, not a curated record. Gene Ontology annotation, biological process: cell-cell junction organization; cell-cell adhesion; positive regulation of integrin-mediated signaling pathway. Gene Ontology annotation, cellular component: cytoplasm; cell-cell junction; focal adhesion.
CAUUAUGCGAGUUUAUUCUCGUGAGGGUGUGGCGUGGAGCAAAUCGUGGGGUCUGUAAAGAUCCAUACUCAUUUUCAUAAAAGGUCAUAUUAUGUUCGCUGAGAUCGGAUUGGUUGUCUCCGUUUAAAAUCUGUACAAGAAUAUGCAAGUGUGAGCUGGUUGACAGUCGUAUAGAUCUUUACGCGUCUCCCUUGAGUUCUUUAAUAACGUUCCAAUAAUCGAGGGAAAUUGUAAGACAGCACGGGAGAAUAAAAAAGCAAAAGAUAGCUAGGAGUAUUUGUCAACGUCAAAACGUAGUCGUCCUUUUCCGUUAAAAUAUGCCAGGGGUUACAGAAAUGUCUUUGGAUCACAUGUUCUGCUCUCGCUGCAGAGAAGGCUUCGUUGCGCAUGAAAAAAUUGUCAAUUCCAAUGGUGAAUUAUGGCAUCCGCAAUGUUUUGUAUGUGCACAGUGCUUUCGGCCAUUUCCAGAUGGAAUCUUCUAUGAGUUUGAAGGCUACAAAUAUUGUGAACAUGACUUUCAUGUUUUGUUUGCUCCCUGCUGUGGCAAAUGCGGCGAGUUUGUCAUCGGUCGUGUGAUUAAAGCAAUGAACUCUAACUGGCAUCCGCAAUGUUUCCGCUGUGAGGAAUGUAAUUGUGAAUUGGCAGAUCAAGGCUUCAUCAAGUGUCAAGGCAGAGCAUUAUGUCAUACGUGUAAUGCUCGUGUAAAAGCUGGUGUUCUUGGAAAAUACAUAUGCCAACAGUGCCAUGGAGUCAUCGAUGAUAAGCCCUUACGAUUCCGCGGUGAGCUUUAUCACCCAUAUCAUUUCAAUUGCACUACGUGCGGCGUGGAACUUAAUUCUGAAGCCAGAGAAGUCCGUUCUCGACCUGGCUACGCUGCCAAUGAAAUGAACGAGUUGUAUUGCUUGCGGUGUCACGAUAAAAUGGGAAUCCCGAUUUGUGGCGCUUGUCGGCGCCCGAUUGAAGAGCGCGUAGUAACGGCGCUCGGCAAACAUUGGCAUGUGGAACAUUUCGUGUGUGCUAAGUGCGAGAAGCCCUUCCUGGGUCAUCGUCAUUACGAAAAGAAGGGUCUCGCUUACUGCGAGACUCAUUAUCAUCAGUUGUUUGGGAAUCUCUGCUUCGUUUGCAACCAAGUCAUUUCCGGAGAUGUUUUUACAGCAUUGAACAAAGCAUGGUGCGUUCAUCACUUUGCGUGCGCAUUUUGUGAUCAGAAAAUGAAUCAGAAGACAAAGUUCUUCGAAUUUGAUCUGAAACCUGCGUGCAAAAAGUGCUAUGACAAAUUUCCGCAAGAGUUGAAGAAGCGGAUGCGACGUAUGUACGAUCUGAACCCUAAGAGGAUUCCGUCAGUAUAAACACAGUCUCGAUUCCCUCUUAAUUUUCAAGGAUCGAUCAAAAUCGUCGCUGGUACCUUACACUGCCUUAAGCUUGACAUAAAAAAACUUUUUAAAUAUUUUAAAAUGUAUUUAAUGUAUCAAAGCUAUUUUAACUAUUUUUAGCUGCUACAACUAUUUUUAAUAUACAACUUAUUACUAACAUUUGUAGUUUAAAAUAUUCAACGUCUCUCAGUUGAUUUUACAUGAAUGGAAGAAGUGCAAUAGUCUUGAAUAUUUUGUAUAAGUGAGGCACGACGCUAAUUUACAUUAUAGCUCGCAUUGUUAUAAACAAUAGCAGUUAUUUAACUAACCUGUACGAUAUACACUGUAUAGCCGAUUUUUAUUAAACUUAUUAUUUUAAACUCAUUAGCUUAUUAACGAAUUAUUGCUGGUGCGUUAGUGAAAUAUUCACAAGUCUGACAUCUAAAGUAAUAACGGUUUUUUAUUAUACAAAUGUGAUAACACUUAUAUACAUAAUGUAUAACAGUACAUAGUGUACAAUACUUACAUUUAACUAAAUUCUACGAAAUAUUGUUAUACGAAAAUAGACACUUAUUCCCCAAUUGUAUUUUUCAAAGACAUAUUGAAAUAUAAUAAAAAUUAAUUAAUAGUU